Molecule: messenger RNA, 2466 nt
Organism: Bubalus bubalis (water buffalo)
Lineage: Eukaryota; Metazoa; Chordata; Mammalia; Artiodactyla; Bovidae
Product: duodenase-1-like
Exons: 5
Coding region: 1598-2356 (252 amino acids)
Biological process (GO): proteolysis
Cellular component (GO): intracellular membrane-bounded organelle; cytoplasm
Molecular function (GO): serine-type endopeptidase activity
Source: RefSeq, a predicted model, not a curated record
UCUGGUGACGCACAUUAGGUGGCCCCUUCCUACCAAUGCCCACCUCACCUUAUUUGUCCUGGUCUGAUAAAUCCCACCUGAUUGCCCCCACCCCCGAGAAGGCCCGUAAACCCCCCUUGCUCAGAAACCACCCAUCCCUUGUGUGAACACCCUCCUUAUCCCACGUGGACAUUGAAUCUCCGCCUCACUUGUAUUCUGUUACCUGAUCCAGGAUGCCCAAUGCAGGGUGUAGGGUGAGAAGUGUGUCCCCACAGGAGAGAGGCCAGGUGUGGACACAUGCUCACCCGACGUGGGCUUGGCUUGGACAACAUGCCCUGGUUACCUGUGGCUCCCCUGCCAGAAUCCAUAUUGACAGUGGGCUUUGUUUCUUAAUCAAAGGUUUCAUUGCUUUAGAAGAGACUUGAGAUCAAGGUGUUUAAGGUCCCAUGAUGUUUUCAAUUUUAUGACUCUCUCCACCUUUUCCAUUAUUGGGACAUGGCCAGGAUAAUUUGGUUAGCAACUUGUAUAGGGACAUCAGAAUGCCAUUCUCUGGGUAGUGGUGGGGGAAUUCUGCAUUGCCUCCCUGACACCCACUCUCACUUCACGUGGAACUCCCAUCCCACAGCCUCUUCUUCCUUGACUGCAACACUCCCGCUGGGAGAUGAAAUCUAGGGCCCUUCCUUUUUAAUCUGCUGGGACCUCUUGAUUGCCUCAAACAGAGGGAUAUGGUGGAAUAGAUGCCAUAGGACAUCAAAAGUCAGGUAAUUAAAAGAGCCCAGCUUGUGCCUGGCUUGUUUCUUAGCAGAUGCUUCUUUGGGAGAAAGCCAACAACAUGUCAUGUGUGAGGGAGACUGACCAUCCCAGAAACAGAGAUGACUUGAGGUGCCUCAUGGAGAGAAACCAACAUGCCCAGUGAACAGCCAGCACCAUCCACUGGGCCUGUGUGAGCGAGACGUCAAGUAAUUCAGCAUCCAGGCUUCAAACCUCCCUGAUACCAAGAGGAGCAGAGGAAUGCUAUCCACACUGGAUCCUGACCAAAACGCAGAUUCAUGGCUAAAACAAUGUUGCUGUUUUGAAAAAAAAAAAAUACUCAGUCUUUAAUAACUGGAAUAAUCUUUCUUCAGCAUCACUCUCACACACCAUCCUGUAUAUACCACACCAUGGUUCUCACCAUCCUGUUUGACCAAGACGGCUUUGUCUCCUCCACCAGAAGUGAGAGAUCUUACCUCCAAAUUUCUCAUACAAAGAGGCCUUAAUACACAUUCACCCUGGUGACCAAAGAGAACCACAGAAAUGAAGACAUUCUAUGUUAUGAAUCUCUCAUCAUGGGACCCAGAAUGCUGGGGCUCAAAGAUCUGGUAUUUGUUGAUACAACGUCUCACUACCUCUACUUGUAGUGAUUUUCUUGCUUUCUGCUGAGUGAUGGCACUAAGCCAAGAGCUUAUGGGUGCUUCUGUGGUGACCACUAAGCACACACUCCACUCAGACCCCAGGUCAGACAGAGGUGUGAGGCUUCAGAGAAAUCUCAAGUGAUAAAGCCACAACAUAGGCGGAGACACUGGUUAAAAGGCCACAUGGAAGUAGCAGCUGCUCAGAUCUGGGCAGCUUUCCUGCAGAGAUGGUCCUGCUGCUCCUGCUCCUGGUGGCCCUUCUGUCCCCUACCGGGGAGGCAGGGAAAAUCAUCGGGGGCCACGAGGCCAAGCCACACUCCCAUCCCUACAUGGCGUUGCUUCAGGUCAAGACUUCAGGGAAAUCUCACCGCUGUGGGGGUUUCCUCGUGCGUGAGGACUUUGUGCUGACAGCGGCUCACUGCCUGGGAAGCUCAAUCAACGUCACCCUGGGGGCCCACAAUAUCAAAGAACAAGAGAGGUCCCAGCAGGUCAUCCCAGUGAGAAGACCCAUCCCCCACCCACGCUAUAAUAAUAAGACUUGGGCCAACGACAUCAUGUUACUGCAGCUGACUAGGAAGGCUGACAUUACGGAUGCAGUGAGCCCCAUCAACCUGCCCAGGAGAUUGGCGAAGGUGAAGCCAGGGAUGAUGUGCAGUGUGGCCGGCUGGGGGCAACUGGGGGUAAAUAUGCCCUCUACAGACAAACUACAGGAGGUAGAUCUUGAAGUCCAAAGUGAGGAGAAAUGUAUCACUCGCUUCAAAAACUACAUCCCCUCCACACAGAUAUGUGCUGGAGAUCCAAGCAAGAGGAAGAAUUCUUUCUCGGGUGACUCUGGGGGCCCGCUUGUGUGUAAUGGUGUGGCCCAGGGCAUUGUGUCCUAUGGAAAAAAGGAUGGAACACCUCCAGAUGUCUACACCAGAAUCUCCAGAUUUCUGUCCUGGAUCCAGAAAACAAUGAGACGGUACAAACGCCAGGGAUCGGUGUGACGUGUCCUCGGGAUGGACCCCUCCAUCUUCCCUGGGAUUGGAAGCAUUGGUCAAAGUGUGUGGAGGAAGGUUGCCUGGAACUUAAUAAACAUUCAUCUCUUGAAAAGAAA